AUGUUGAAAGAGGACUCAGACCUUCAACAUGUCUGCAGCUGUAUAUCCCCGAGAAAGUGUCUACAAUCUCAUUCCAAAGGAAGAGGUUCAUCCGCAAAAAACGCAAAGGUAUGUGUCCAAGUACAGGCCGACAGUUGUUCUUGAGAAGAAGUCCACCCAGGAUGCAAUGAGGACGAUGGGACCAGCAAAAGUAGAGGUACCAACUCCGGAGAAGUUCCUCAAGAAGCAUUCAAAAGAGCCCAAAUUACCUGAAAACACACAGAAAGUGGUUCGUAAGAGCUGCACUGUGAGGAAACCAGCUGUUCCUGCAAGGACAGACAUCCCCCCUAUGGGCUUCCACACCAAUAGAGACUUUAUAAGGACAGCUACAGCGGUGCCAAUGAAGCCCAAGCCUACAUCUGUGGACACCAGUAAGGGACACAAGCAGCUCCUUGAGAAUUCAGGACUUAUCCCCAAAUACAUCAAGAAAAAGGAUUAUGGAGAAGUUCCUGAGUAUCUGCUGCAGCGCAAUGAAGAAGAGCAGAGAGCUCAGGAGGAGUAUGACGAGUUUGUGAAAGAACAGAGGGAGCAGGGAGCCAUGAAACAUCUGUCUGAUGAGGAGAGACAUGCCGUCCUGGAGGGCCUGAAGAAGAAUUGGGAUGAGCUGCACCAUGAGUACCAGGGCCUGUCACUGGUCACAGACAACCUGUCCAAGAAGUCCCGCAGGGAUCGUUUAGAGGUGGCAAUGAAGCAGCUAGAGAAUGACAUCAAACUCAUUGAGAGGUUCAAGACCAUCUACAUACCCAAUUACAAAUAAGACAAACAAAUCUUGAUUAAAUCAGAUGUACUGCACUGUAUGUCUUCACACUCACUCCUUCAAAUAUGACAUGGGCUUUAGUGAAGUAUAAUUCUGUGUUGGUAUAUUUUUGUGAUCUGAUCUAAGAAAAAAGGUGUAUUUUGUGAAAAUACUUUUGCUGGAGCCAUAAUGCAGUUUGUGUGUUUUAUUUUAUCUGCAUAAGUUAAUGGUAACCUGCAGUUCUAACAGUGUUUGUGUCAGAGCAUGACUGACAUGAAUACAUUGUUCACUGAAUGGAAACAGACCAGCAAUGUUCUUAACGGUGAUUAUGUUGAACUAUAAAUAAAAGCAUCGAUAGAUUCAAAGA
Molecule: messenger RNA, 1142 nt
Organism: Eleginops maclovinus (Patagonian blennie)
Lineage: Eukaryota; Metazoa; Chordata; Actinopteri; Perciformes; Eleginopidae
Gene: enkur
Product: enkurin, TRPC channel interacting protein
Exons: 6
Coding region: 29-796 (255 amino acids)
Cellular component (GO): acrosomal vesicle
Molecular function (GO): calmodulin binding
Source: RefSeq, a predicted model, not a curated record